AAGCUAAUAACUUCCUAUCAACUAAUAAAUAAAAUUAGUACAAGUAAUGCGGUAUCAGUAAAUACUUCUGGUUUUGUGUUUAAGCAACCCAGUCCCAACCGGAGAGAGGACAGGCCUGUCAGCUUCUAUCAGCUUGGAUCAAACCAACUUCAGCCUAAUGUAGCAUCCUUGGCAAGAGAUGCAGCAAACAUUGCUAAGGAUAAGCAAAGAGGAUUUAUGCCAAGUAUAUUACAAAAUGAAACAUAUGGAGCAAUACUCAGUGGCAGUCCACCUCCCAUUCAGCCUGCAGUACCUGUUACAAGUAGCGCACCUCCUCUACCUCCAAGGAAUAUUGGCAAAGUUCAGCCUUCAGUUCUUGGCAGUGGUAUUCAGACAAUUUCUUCAUCUAAUGCAAUGUGGAAGACAAAUUCUUUAGGAGUGGAAAGUAUAAGCAGGCAGAGGUCUUCAUCAGAUCCACCAGCUAUUCAUCCCCCUGUGCCGCCAUUGCGUGUAACAUCUACAAAUGUGCUUUCUCCAGCACCACCACCUCCAGUUGCAAAGACUGCCAGCAUUAUAGAAGCUUUGAACCAACAAUCUAAACAGCAACCACCUCCUCCACAAACUAAGCCAGUCCCACCACCACUGCCCCCACAGCCUCCUAGUAGAAUCUCUCAAAGAAAGCCUAUUUCUGGGACUGAGAAGUCAUCUGGCUUAACUAACAAAGGGCAGUCCAGAGGACUUGGGUCUCUACAGCAAACUGCAGGAGACUCAUCUUCCGUAUGUGAAAUUCCAGUAACACAAACCAGUUCUACAACAAAUACUUUGGCACAGAUCCAGCCACCAGCGCCAAUGCCAAGGAAAUCACAAAUA
This is a messenger RNA of Nestor notabilis (Kea), 849 nucleotides long. RefSeq names its product arf-GAP with SH3 domain, ANK repeat and PH domain-containing protein 2-like. Gene Ontology annotation, biological process: positive regulation of GTPase activity. The transcript has 5 exons. The annotation marks the transcript as partial. NCBI's taxonomy places the organism in Eukaryota, Metazoa, Chordata, Aves, Psittaciformes, Psittacidae. Gene Ontology annotation, molecular function: GTPase activator activity. The record is from RefSeq and is a predicted model, not a curated record.